AUGAACAUGUCGAGAUCGUUUCUUGUUGAUUCGUUAAUCAACAACACACCUAGAGACUUAAAUCCAAGAUAUGUGCCACCGAAUUUUAGUGAAAGACCAAUGUUGCCUUACCAUCAAAACUACAUCAGCAGUUACCUGUUCUCGCUGAGUUUGGCCCAGCAACAUCACUCCAGCCAGAUUUUUACUCCACAUAAGGCACCGAUCAGGCCCGUCGCCUCCCAUCCGAGGAUAAUACCACCAAAAAGGGAACUUCCUUCGCCGAAAAGGUUGUCUCCUAUUUUACCCGAAAAACCAGUUUCGCCAAAAACACCGCCACAGAGUCGAGAUUCUACUCCUACGCCUGAAGAACGUUUAACACCGUCUAGCAAGGAUAUGUCGAGUAAGAGGAUCAGAACAGCUUUUACUAGCACUCAAUUGUUGGAGUUGGAGAGGGAGUUUUCGUCGAACAUGUACUUGUCGAGACUUAGAAGAAUCGAAAUUGCUACGUGUUUGCGUCUUAGCGAGAAGCAGGUGAAGAUUUGGUUCCAGAACCGGAGGGUCAAGUACAAGAAAGAGGAUUUACCGGCAGCUAGUGGGAAGGCUCUAGCGAGUGCGAAAUGUUGCUGUUUAAGAACGUGCUCUUCCACUAAGAAAACAAAAGUCGGAAGGAAUUCCUGUGAUGAAGACAUUGAUGUUACUAAUGUAGAUGACGGCCACUGUCAUUAA
Molecule: messenger RNA, 705 nt
Organism: Zophobas morio
Lineage: Eukaryota; Metazoa; Arthropoda; Insecta; Coleoptera; Tenebrionidae
Gene: Ind
Product: GS homeobox 1-like
Exons: 1
Coding region: 1-705 (234 amino acids)
Biological process (GO): regulation of DNA-templated transcription
Cellular component (GO): nucleus
Molecular function (GO): sequence-specific double-stranded DNA binding; DNA-binding transcription factor activity, RNA polymerase II-specific
Source: RefSeq, a predicted model, not a curated record